AUGUUUACUCAUCUUUUCAUCGCUUCUUAUUCCGAAUACGUUUGUGAGAAGUGGCUAACGAAGACAAAUCAUGGUUAUAUUAUCAUUCAUGAAAAAGAAAGUCAAACGUGGUCUUUGCAACACAUUUCAUGCUUUUCUUUAAUUGGUGUUUUUUUGCUGUGGCAUCGAACAACCACUACACAAAUACGAUGCGGUCCCACAAUGAAGAGAGGCCGAAGACAAGACAGAAAAAGGACCCAAAAGAAAUGUCAAUGUUUUUAUGAAAAUAGCAGCCCCAACAUUCCUUUUCGAGUUUUUACUUCAGACCAACUGACGUAUUACAGACCGAAACAAGAAAAAUUAAAAUCAACCAGAGAAUGCAAUCAGGGAUGCCAACCGACAGUUGCAAAAUGUAGUUCAAGAGAAAUUGGAUAA
Messenger RNA from Clunio marinus, 414 nucleotides. The record is from the annotation of a GenBank genome assembly. Lineage: Eukaryota; Metazoa; Arthropoda; Insecta; Diptera; Chironomidae.